Molecule: messenger RNA, 871 nt
Organism: Spodoptera exigua (beet armyworm)
Lineage: Eukaryota; Metazoa; Arthropoda; Insecta; Lepidoptera; Noctuidae
Source: the annotation of a GenBank genome assembly
UUGUGUAUUGCAGCCGGCGUUAUUUGCCGAGAGACUCCCGCGGUGUAAGAUGUCGGUAAAAGUGGAGAAGGCCACGGAGCCACUGCUGCUGGGCGAGGGUCCGCAUUGGGACGAGCAUCACCAGGCGCUGUUCUUCGUCAACAUACAGGAACACACCAUCCACAAGUAUGUGCCCGCCACUGGAGCGCACACCAAGACUAAAGUUGGCGGUCGCGUCGGCUUCAUAGUACCGGUAGAGGGCACCACUGAUCAGUUCCUGGUGGGGGUAGACCGCAAGUUCCAAGUAAUCAGGUGGGAUGGGGCUGAUGGAAGCCCAGCAACUGUUUUCAAAGAGCUUGUAGAGGUGGACAGUGACUUACCCACAAACAGAAUCAACGAUGGCAAAGCUGAUCCCAAGGGAAGAGUGUUUGCAGGAACAAUGGGCCACGAAGAUCCUCCAGGCAACUUCACCAUGAACAGAGGCAACCUGUUCCGAUUAGAAGGAGGCAAGGUGACCAAGGUAGUCAGCCAGAACAAGAUAGAAGGGUUUCCUGAUGGCACAACCAUCGAUACUGACGGUAACUUGUGGGUGGCUGUCUUUGACGGCUCCUGCGUCCUCAAAAUUAAUCCCAGAAGUGGAGAGCUGCUACAGAAGGUCUCGAUCCCAGCGUUGCAAGUGACCUCGGCGAGAUGGAGUGUCAGACUCAUAAUGACUAAAAACCACCCGGUGCUUGACUCACAACCGCCGCUGAAUUUAUUCUGCCAUGUUGAGUCCCAUCUUUGCUGGUGUAUUGGCUCUUUGAAGCGCGCUACUUGUCGUACCGCAAAGCAACCUGUUUUUACGGUGGACAGAGGUCGUCACGCGGUCCCCGACGCCCGGACUGUCUCCUAG